GCAGAGGAGCCGGCAGCCAACAGCACACCCGCAGCCGGUGCCGGUGCCGCCAUGAGGGCUGUGCUCUGGGACCUGCUGCUGCUCUGCCUCUUCGCCCGGGCGCGGGGGGACUGCCGGGGGGACUGUCUGCGCUGCGACCGCCACCUCUACCGCGACAGCUUCGACGUCCUCAUCUGCAUCCUGGAGUGUGAAGGUGAAGCCGUGCCACGGGCCACCUGGGAGCUGUGUGCCGCCGCCACCGGCCGAGCCGCCCCACGGCCCCGCGACCUCCAGGCCGCCGGCGACCCCUGGCCCGGCGCGGUGCCACCCAACCCGUGGCAGGUGGCCGAGCUGCUGCGGGGCCGGGACACCCAGGAGGAGGAAGGCGCGGAAGCGGCACCGGGCUCCUUCCCGCAGCCACCCGAGGACAUUUCCCGACGAGUUGGCGGUUUCUCCCGGGGGACGCGCGGCUCGAGGCCGGCACCGACGGCCAGGGGGGUGCAGAAGCGAUACGGGGGCUUCAUCGGGGUCCGCAAGUCAGCGAGGAAGUGGAACAACCAGAAGAGGUUUAGCGAGUUCCUGAAGCAGUACCUGGGCAUGUCGCCCCGUUCCAGUGAGUACGACCUUGGCGGCGGCAUCAGCGAGCACAACGAGAUCUAACGGAGAGCCGCGCCGCCCGGCCAGGUCCGCCAUGGCCAAAAAAGUCAACCCUCUGCCCCUCCACACCGCAUGUCCAUAGGUGCAGAUUAAAAAAAAAAAAAAGGGGGGGGGAAUAAUAAUAAUAAUAAUAAUUAAAAGAAAGAAUGAUAAUAAAAAUAAAACAUUGGGAAAUGG
This is a messenger RNA of Apus apus (common swift), 813 nucleotides long. It is a transcript of the gene PNOC, whose product is annotated as prepronociceptin. Gene Ontology annotation, cellular component: plasma membrane; neuronal cell body; axon terminus. Gene Ontology annotation, molecular function: opioid receptor binding. The record is from RefSeq and is a predicted model, not a curated record. The transcript has 3 exons. Lineage: Eukaryota; Metazoa; Chordata; Aves; Apodiformes; Apodidae. The coding region runs from base 52 to 639 and encodes 195 amino acids. Gene Ontology annotation, biological process: neuropeptide signaling pathway; chemical synaptic transmission; sensory perception.